AUGCCCGACCAGUUUAGUAGCGUAGCAGAGAUGGGUAGCAAUGGACAAGCUGCAGAUAUUGGUUGCCAGAAUUCUACUAAGAGCCAUGGCGCAACCACAGAUAUCCUCCCACCAAACACUACAUCUAGGAGUUCAGUUAGGCACGCUGUUUCUGUUAUGAAAGGUUUCUGCGAGUACAAAUGUUGGCUAGUAAAAGAAAUUGGUUUUGGUGGUAUGCUUGAUUUGCCAAUGAUACAGAAAUUGAACCUGAAGCUUAGUUCCUGGGUCAUGAGUAAGGUGGAGGUUAGCCAGAAAGCAAUUAUUAUUGGUGGCAGGAAGACCCUGAAGUUCAGUUCCGCAGAUGUUGGAAUGGUUUUCGGUAUCCCAUCCGGCAACCGAGAUGUGCUUGGACCCGACGGAAACAUUAACGAAGAGUCAAUUUCCUUCAUCAAGAAAACCUUAGGGAUGGACCUAGCUUCUUCUCACAGCCUGCGGUCGGCGGAAGCGUUCCUCAAGAGAGACAUCACAGAUCAAUCUAGCAAGAUUGAGAAGGAAUGUUUCCAGAUAGCAUUUGUCAUUUUUGUGAUGGGUCAUGUUCUAGCUCCGUCCUGCAAACACGACUACAAGACCAUCGAUUUCUGGGGUGCACUUUCAAAAGCCGAGAACAUUCCUCAAUUCAAUUGGUGUGACUAUGUCAUGCAAUGCUUGCUUGAUGCUGUAACUAAGCUCAAGAUGGAUAUCAAGAACGGAGUUAGUACUACAAACCUCACAGGAGGGCACCUAUUUCUGCAGGUCAACACCUUUCUUUUUCAGGGUAUUAUUCAUGUUUUUGGCCCUAAACAUUUCAAAACGGUGUGUUUCACCAUUAUUUUGUUGAUGCAUGUUUUCUACCUGGACAAUCUUGAUCUGGGCAUAUUCAACAAGAAGCAUGAUGUCCUCCCCCGCAUCAAUGUGUUUGACCAAGAUACCUUACGAAAAAUGUCUACAAUGGCCACAGACGUUGGAUUACCUGAGCCAUCUUUCUCCUCUGCUCCACUCAGAGACCCGUCCACAGUAUGUUACUCGCGAAGCAGGCCUCAGAAAGAGCCUGUCACACCAUCCAUGUCAGCUCCUCUAGCAAGCAACAACCCGUUGUCGCAGCACCAAGCAACAGCCAGAAAGACUGUCCCAUGCAGGCCGCCAACCAAUGCUAAUCAACAGUUAUCCCCUGCCAUUUCCCCCAGGCAAUUGUCCGCACUGGAUUACUCUAACCAUACCGCACGACAUUUUCCACUCGUGUCAAAACAACCAAUUGCCGUCCUCCUAUGUGAACAAAAUGCGAGAGCGAUCCAUCAUGUGACCACUGCACGACACAACAUACAAACUGACAUGGUGAACUUCACAGACAAGCUAUUCACCGCACUUGCAGCCAACUGCACAUGCUGUGCUGCCAGGGGGUUCUCAGACUGUCCACUCCAGUUUGUUAAUGAUAGUGCAACUCCGAAAGCACAUACGGUACAGCCAGAACAUUCCCACCCUAGCAGUUCCAACAACAUGUCCAACUUCAACACACCAGUCUCUGACAAAAUACAAGGUGUCCGACUUCAACUAUCUGAUGAUGAAGAGAGCUCCUCACAGAGACAGAGAGUGCUGAAGCGUCCAAGGUGCUCAGGAUCUAGUUUGGUGAAGGCACAAACGUCCGUUCAGAAAUGCCCUGUCAUCCACGACACCAAUGAUUCAUCAAUGAACGAAGAAAUUUGCGCAGCAGAUCAAAAAUAUGCCCGCUGCAUUUAGCAUCCAUCAAGGACAUAUAUGCCGAUUGCAUUGGGAAUGAGUUAUCAUCUGUUAUAUUUGGCGUCAACUGUGCAACCAUACCCAAAAGGAAGAUCCUCACGCAGCUACGCAUCCAACCCUUGGUUUGCAGGGCGUCCGGUUGUCCCAGGACCAACUCACUCCACAGAACUUCUUGAGGUUCACUUCUCAUCUCUGCCAGUCAAACACAUUGCUAGGUUCGUCAAGAAAUCCUCUUUCUCUUUUCAUAUUUUCUGUCUGUGAACCACUCUUCACAUUUCAGCUUUUUGUUACCCACAUAACAGUAAUCCCUGUCUCAAACAGGAACUGGAUAGUACACAACGACCCUAGGUUGGUAAGGAUUUCCAGGAAGGAUUUGCAAGAGCAGCUGCUAGGAGCAGCAAUACUUGACCAUGAACUAGGAUGUGUUAUUCUACGCCGCCUGAAGCACCCAUUGUCGUCUGAUUGUGACCAUGACCAUGACCAUGAACUAGGAUGCUUGACAAUGAGUGAUUGUGCUCAA
This is a messenger RNA of Triticum aestivum (bread wheat), 2272 nucleotides long. RefSeq lists its product as uncharacterized. The record is from RefSeq and is a predicted model, not a curated record. NCBI's taxonomy places the organism in Eukaryota, Viridiplantae, Streptophyta, Magnoliopsida, Poales, Poaceae. The transcript has 4 exons. Bases 1 to 1752 code for a protein of 583 amino acids.